Theileria parva strain Muguga is the source of this 1530-nucleotide messenger RNA. RefSeq lists its product as uncharacterized. The record is from RefSeq and is a predicted model, not a curated record. NCBI's taxonomy places the organism in Eukaryota, Apicomplexa, Aconoidasida, Piroplasmida, Theileriidae. The transcript has a single exon. Bases 91 to 1428 code for a protein of 445 amino acids.
UGCUAAUAGUGGAAUAUAAUCAACUAAAUAGCUUAAAUCUAAUAAUAAUUCCCCAUGGAGAUUAUAGAUCUUUAUUAACAAAGUAUUUUUAUGAAAAUGAAUAUGUCUAUUAUUUACAAAAUAUCGUUGAUGCUAAUUGGGUAUUUAAAGCAUUGCCCGUUUGUAAACGCUGCUAAUAAACUUGGUGAUAAUGAAACAGAGCAUUCUAGUGAUAGUGAAGAUAAUUUUGAGGUAACUCAAAAAAAUAUAAUCGGAUCUGAACCCGCUUACUCCGUUAGAUCAGACCAACAAGAUAAUUCAGAUACUAUGGCUAAACCAGUCAGAUCUUCAGAUCCUAGCGAACAAACUACAAAGAUGGAAUAUGAUCCAAAAUUAAUUUAUCCAUCGGAAUUAAAUAUUAAAACUAAAAUGGGUGAACAUCAGUUUGACUAUUUUCUUGAAAACAAAAAUCUGGGUAUUUACAAAGCAAAGGAUGGAUAUGGAUUUAACAAAGUAAAACAAAACAAUAUUGAAAUUUGGAGCACAACGUUUAAUUCACAACUUGCCUCAACAGUGUUAGUUCAUGGAGUUGGCUCCCCUAAAAAGGUAGUUACUGUAUUUACCUUUAAUAGAGAAGCGUUUGUAUUUAAAAAAUCUGGUAAAAAUAAACCAUGGGAAAGAAUUGAACUUAAUGUUUUCGGUAAAUUGACAGUGGAAGAUGAGUUUCCAUUUAUCAAUGAAGAAAUUGUUGAUGAAAAUGGUAUUAAUGUAGGACGUGAUGAAAAAUAUAAUAAAUCGAAAAUCAAAAUCUUAGUUGAAGAUCCUUCAGAUCCAACCAAUUCCAAAGAAGUAGACCCUAGCAAAGUUAAAGUUAAGAAAUAUUCAUACGGACAAUAUCUACAUGAAAUUGAUGAUGACGUUAAUUGUAUUGAGAUACAAAUAGCUGGGUUAAGCUCGUGGAAAUAUAAAGUUGGAGAUGAAAAACUAAGAAAAUUCAGAUAUCUAAGCGCAUCUAAUAUCUUCAUAUUAACAUACGAAACCUGUUUAGUAGAAUGUUUCAAAGUUCAAUCUGGUGUUUAUAGACAAGUCAAGUAUCCCAUUCCUCCUAUAACACUAUUUGGAAAAGAUGAAUCUGGUAACCUUUUUCAACUCAAUGAUGAGCAAUAUAGACUUGGAUUAUGUAGAUUUAACAAUAUCGAAUAUAUAUUUAGCACAGGCAUAAAAUGUGUAGAAGUAAGAUAUAACAAUGAGCUUGUUUGGAGGCAGGAACCUGGUUUACCUUAUGCCACAGAAAUCAGGUGUUUGCAAGGACAGCGAAUCGAAAUUAUGUUUGGAACAAGAGGUUAUAUAUACAAAAGAUCACCAGAAGUAAGAUGGUUUACAGAUUAUCACAUAGUUCCAGAAGUUAAAACUGGGCCGAUAGUACCUUCAUAUAGGGAGCUAAUGUAAUCAUAGGAACUUUGAAAAUAGUAUAUCAGCGCCAUUUUAAUAAUAUAUAGUAAAUGUUUAGUUAAUUAGUAAAGUCUCCAAUUAAUGUAAUUUAAGAUUUUA